GUAGUAUUAAAACCCGCGGGAGCAGCUGUUGUUAAUCUUGCAGUCAGCAGGGUGUUAUGGACACACACACUGCAUAGGGUCCAAGGACUUCGCCCACUUCACAUCGGCUGUUUUAUUUCGUCCUGCUUGUGGUGUCACUGCUACGGUAAAAAUAUGCUGUAUUCCUUUUAAUGGUUGUUAAUCUUGCAGUCAGCAGGGUGUUAUAGAGACACACACACUGCAUUGGGUCGACUUCUCUGCCACUUUCACUUCACAUCGGCUGUUUUAUUUCGUCCUGCUUGUGGUGUCACUGCUACGGCAGUCACAAUGCCGCUGAAUUCAAACAUGGCUAGUAAAAACUAUGAUUACGACUAUGACUCGGUCCAGCCCUACUUCUACUUCGACAUUGAGGAGGAAAAUUUCUAUCACCGGCAACACAGCCAACUCCAACCCCCUGCUCCAAGCGAGGAUAUAUGGAAGAAAUUCGAGCUGCUGCCGACACCACCGCUUUCUCCCAGCCGGAGACCGUCUUUAUCAAGCCUCUUCCCCUCCACUGCAGACCAGCUGGAGAUGGUCACGGAGUUUCUCGGGGACGACGUGGUGAACCAUAGUUUCAUUUGUGAUGCGGACUACUCCCAGUCUUUUCUCAAAUCUAUCAUUAUCCAGGACUGUAUGUGGAGCAGUUUCUCGGCUGCCGCUAAACUGGAGAAAGUAGUGUCCGAGAGACUAGCAACGCUGCAAGCGAGGAGGGACUCUAGUGCGACCGGGGAAGCUAGUACAGUAACCAGCACAAAUCCAAACUUGAAUUACCUGCAAGACCUGAACAACUCCGCAUCGGAAUGCAUUGACCCUUCUGUGGUGUUGUUCCCUUACCCGGUUGCCGAGAACCCUAAACACACACAGACUACAGCGUGUGCCAUGGCAUUGCCUUUGGAUACCCCACCAAACAGUGGUAGCAGCAGCGAUAGCGAUUCAGAAGAAGAAGAGGAGGAGGAGGAGGAAGAAGAAGAGAUUGAUGUGGUGACAGUGGAAAAGAGAAAGUCUGUAAGGAGGUCAGACUCGCACAUGUCUAGCAGCACACACCUCUGCCCCCUUGUCCUGAAACGGUGUCACGUCAACAUCCACCAACACAACUACGCCGCUCACCCGUCGACGAGGAGCGAGCAGCCCGUCAAGAGGAUUAAAUUUGAGAGCAGUGGGAGAGUACUCAAGCAAAUCAGCAACAACCGCAAGUGCUUGAGUCCCAGAACGUCAGACUCUGAGGAUAAUGACAAACGCAGGACUCACAAUGUGCUGGAGAGGCAAAGGCGAAACGAGCUGAAGUUGAGCUUUUUUGCAUUACGGGACGAGAUCCCGGACGUAGCGAACAAUGAGAAGGCAGCCAAAGUGGUCAUACUCAAAAAGGCAACGGAGUGCAUUUUCAGUAUGCAAAUGGACGAGCAGAAACUGUUAUUGUUGAAAGAGCAGUUGAGGAAAAAGAGUGAACAGUUGACAAGCAGACUAGAGCAGCUAAGGAACUCUCAGCAAGUUUAAUGAAUGAAAGGAUGCCAUGUUUUUAUGCCUCAAGUAACUUACUGUGUAGAGUGGUGGUGCAUGCAAAUGCAAAAAUGACUCGUGUUAUCACAGGUAUCGGCCAGACACCUGGGCUGGAAUCAGAAUUAUUUUUUUUCACUGCCUCACUUGAACUUUCUAGGGGUUAUCAAUUUCUUAUUUAAGUAUUUUAUUUUUAUUGAUGAAAGGUUCUGCACAGUUAUCUACCUUAAUGCUUUUGUAUGUUUUGUACAUAAUUCUUGAAUGUAUUGAUCUCAAAUACAUUUUUAUAAAUCACGUAUGACUGGAGUCACGUGUCCUACCUUGAAAUUAGAACUUAAUUUGCAUUAGAUAGUCAUCAGCAUGGCUGCUUACACUGACAACUUUCACACAAAGUCCUAGCGGCCUCAUGCUAGCUGGCCUUUCGCCAACCCUUUAAGGUCAAAGCUCCAUUUCACUGUACAUGUCUGCUUAGGUUUACUGCACACAGGCAUGUGCAUGAUGUGCUUAAGGCCUUCCCACACUACGUUAGUGUCUAAUGAUCAUUACCUAUCACACUGACCGCCCGGUUUCCCGAUAGAACAUAGGCUUACGAGUGUUUUUUACCGAUGCAUUGUUUCUACAACAGCUGCCGUAACAUGCGUCUUAAUUGAAUGAAAUUUAUUUCAAUAUGAUUUUUGAAAUGGGCUUGUAGCUUACUAUAUUCAAAUUUUUAUGCAGAAAUCUCGGUUUUCAUUUGAGGCAUACUUUUAUCCUUUGCUUGUUUUGUAACAAUUGUAAAGAAAUUGGCAACCUUUUUGUAUUUGUAGUCAAUUUUGUUCUGAAGUUAUUGGCGGUCAGACAUGUUUAGUGGAGAUCGUGUAUAAAAUUACGAGGAAGGGCAGAAAAAGAUCUAACGAUGCGCCUAACUGUUCUAAAUAACGAGCGUUCUCAAUAGUAACUUCAGUGCUUUUGGGAAACCGGGCCCUGGCCAGAUUUGUACGAUUUCUGCUUAGUUGUCAACCGACGUAGGCUGGCUACGUCAACUGGGCGUCUCAAGCAUGGUAUCGAAGAACAAUCUGUUUGUUUGAGAAACCAGCAUGGUGUCAUUUCUGUGUUCCUAUUGGUCAGUCACAGGGAUCAUCUUGUAACGCCAGCCACACUAUACAAUAAAGGCUCAACAUUU
This is a messenger RNA of Salmo salar (Atlantic salmon), 2674 nucleotides long. It is a transcript of the gene mycb, whose product is annotated as MYC proto-oncogene, bHLH transcription factor b. The record is from RefSeq and is a predicted model, not a curated record. Gene Ontology annotation, molecular function: DNA-binding transcription factor activity; protein dimerization activity. Gene Ontology annotation, biological process: regulation of DNA-templated transcription. NCBI's taxonomy places the organism in Eukaryota, Metazoa, Chordata, Actinopteri, Salmoniformes, Salmonidae.